Clupea harengus (Atlantic herring) is the source of this 1038-nucleotide messenger RNA. It is a transcript of the gene uqcrfs1, whose product is annotated as ubiquinol-cytochrome c reductase, Rieske iron-sulfur polypeptide 1. The record is from RefSeq and is a predicted model, not a curated record. Gene Ontology annotation, molecular function: 2 iron, 2 sulfur cluster binding; quinol-cytochrome-c reductase activity. NCBI's taxonomy places the organism in Eukaryota, Metazoa, Chordata, Actinopteri, Clupeiformes, Clupeidae. Gene Ontology annotation, cellular component: membrane.
GUCCGGAUGUAACGUGUAGCGUUGCACAACAGUACAGGAAGGAGGAAAGUAGCAGGGUCGACGAGAAAGAUGAUGUCCCUUGCCGCUCGUUCGGGGGCAUUUUCCCCAUACUUGCAGGCCACGAGUUUUGCUGUGGCUGGACCACUCAAAGCCCUUGUACCUGGAGUUGUUAUAAAAAGCGAUACGGUGCUGUUAGAUUUGAAAAAGUCGUUUCUCACCCGCGAGUCCUUAAAUGGCAAAAGCCCUACGACUGGGCCUGCUAUCUCAGUCAGCAUCAAUGCCCGGGCCGGAGUUCGCUUCGCUCACACAGACAUCAAGAUACCUGACUUCUCAGAUUACCGGCGUCCUGAUGUGAUGGAUCCUAACAAGUCCUCCCAGGGGAGCAGUGAAUCCCGACGAGUGUUCUCCUACAUACUCACAGGGUCCACAGCUGUGGUGGGAGUCUACGCCGCCAAAACAGUUGUCACCCAGUUUAUCACCUCCAUGAGCGCCUCAGCUGACGUCUUGGCUUUGUCAAAAAUUGAGAUCAAACUCGGCGACAUCCCCGAAGGCAAGAACAUGACCUUCAAGUGGAGAGGAAAGCCGCUCUUCGUCCGCCAUCGCACAGAGAAGGAGAUUUCUACUGAGGCUGCUGUGGAUCUCGCUGAGCUCCGAGACCCUGAGCAUGAUAAGGACCGUGUGCAAAACCCAUCCUGGGUCAUCGUCCUCGGUGUGUGCACCCAUCUCGGCUGUGUGCCUAUUGCCAACGCAGGUGACUAUGGGGGCUACUACUGUCCCUGCCAUGGUUCCCACUAUGACGCAUCAGGCCGCAUCAGAAAGGGUCCUGCACCGCUCAACCUAGAGGUUCCUUUCUACGAGUUCCCAGAUGAAAACACAGUUAUUGUCGGAUAAUAUGCUGGACUGUGUUGAUCUUGUCUGUGAGCAGUAUGUCUGAUCCGCUUUGUUAUUCUCUGUCUGUUCUGGUAACAUCUUGCACAGAUAAUUUUAGGGAAUGGGUGGCUUAUUAACUGCAAGUAAUAAAUGUACAUUUUACCCAUA